This is a messenger RNA of Trachymyrmex septentrionalis, 494 nucleotides long. RefSeq names its product selenoprotein K-like. The transcript has 4 exons. The coding region runs from base 183 to 455 and encodes 90 amino acids. The record is from RefSeq and is a predicted model, not a curated record. NCBI's taxonomy places the organism in Eukaryota, Metazoa, Arthropoda, Insecta, Hymenoptera, Formicidae.
GUCAUUGCCAGCAAUUGUUAAACUGUCAGUCUAUAUCAUAUGUGAGUGUUUGUAAAGAUUUGAUAAGAUUUAUAGUUACAUAUAAUAAAAUCGUGUGUAAAAUUGUACGUGAAAAAGAAUCAAAGAAUUGAAAAUAAAUUUUGUAUUGAAAUCAAUCUUUGCUGACAAGUGCUGCUUCGAAUAUGGUUUAUGUAACGGACGAUGGUGACGUGGUAAAAUCUGCUCCAUGGGGAUUAAGAAGAAUUUUCGGAUUCUUUACAGGAGUAAUUUAUAUGAUUAUCAUGUUCUUUCAGACAUUGAUCAAUCCUGGUAUGAAUAGAUCAGGAAGUCAAUAUUCAAGGGAUUAUCGUCCAGGUUCUGGACCACGUCCUCCAACACGUAGACUUGGUAGACCAAACACAGGAAACAAUGUUGACAUUCCAUUUUUCGGAGGUUGUAGCAGUUGCGCAAGAUAAAAAAAGUUAAAAUAAAAAGUAUUUUGUUAUAUUUACAAG